This is a messenger RNA of Bipolaris victoriae FI3, 1530 nucleotides long. RefSeq lists its product as hypothetical. Gene Ontology annotation, molecular function: oxidoreductase activity, acting on paired donors, with incorporation or reduction of molecular oxygen; iron ion binding; monooxygenase activity. The transcript is spliced from 9 exons. Lineage: Eukaryota; Fungi; Ascomycota; Dothideomycetes; Pleosporales; Pleosporaceae. Bases 1 to 1530 code for a protein of 509 amino acids. The record is from RefSeq and is a predicted model, not a curated record.
AUGAUUGGCCAAGUGGAAUCUGGGAUGGGGAGUCUCGCUAGUCUUUUAUCGGCGGCUGCUAAAGCAUCUACUGCAGUUAUUGUUAUUCGUACUCCGCUUAUCGUCGGUCUAUAUAUCUUGGCUGUUGGCAUCUACAAUGCUUAUCUCCACAAACUUGCGUCCUUUCCCGGACCGUUUUUGGCAAGGUCCAGCUUACUAUGGCGCAUCUAUCAUUCGCAGACUGGUCGCUUUCACCUUGCUAUCGAAGCACAGCACCGUAAAUACGGUCCCGUUGUUCGAGUAUCGCCCAAUGAAUUGUCUUUUGCGUCUGUUGAGUCAUGGAAAGCCAUCUACGGACACCGCGUUGGCGCUGCACCCACCCCCACUAAGAGCGAGUUCUAUGACGUAUUGGGGGCUGGCUUCAAAUCUCUAUGCAUCGCUAGCGAGCGCGAUCCGCAUAAGCACAGUCAGAUGCGUAAGAUGCUUUCCGCUGCCUUUUCAACCAGGGUUCUUAUGGAGCAAGAAGACAUUAUCACCAAAGCAGUUGACGAAUUCAUUACUAGGCUUGGUACAGAUGGAGUGCAAGCGAAAGGUCUCAACAUGACCAAAUGGUACGAAAUGGUCGCUUUUGACACUGUAGGCGAAAUGGCCUUCGGAGAGUCGUUUCAUAGCGUAGAUGCUGGAAAGCCCCACAGCUGGUCAGAGAUUUUGGUCAGCCAUCUCUACUUCAUCACCCUGAUUGAUAAUCUCCGUCGUUUGCCAUUCGUCGCGGGACUAGCCAAGUUACUCUUCCCAUCAACACUGGCCGUGCAAAACCAGAAUUCUCAGUACAGUCGUGAAAAAAUUGAGCAGCGUCUAGCGAAAAAGCCUAGUCGGAAUGAUUUUCUUUCCACUGUCGUCAAGGGGUAUGAACAAGGAACCGUGGGCAAGGAGGAAAUGACAGCGCAUGCCUCUACCUUGACCAUUGCGGGUGCGGAAACUACCGCAACUUUCCUGGCUGCAACAACAUAUUACCUGCUGCGCAACCCUGCAUGCCUUGCCCGUGUUCAGGAAGAAGUUAGGGGCAGAUUUUCAUCUUACGAUGAGAUCAAUGCUACAGCGGCUAAGCAACUCACUUACCUGCAGGCUCUUAUCAGCGAAGGACUUAGGAUGUACGCACCUGGCAGCCAAGGCUUCCCUAGAGUGUCCCCGGGCAUGAACGUUGGAGACGUUUAUGUCCCGGCCGGCGCUGAGGUGUUCACACACGCCUGGACAUUGACCCAUAGUGAGCAGAACUUCACCAACUCGAACAAGUUCAAACCCGAACGUUGGAUGGAUCCAAAUUCUACCGACACAAAGGCAGCUAGCCAGCCGUUCGCUAUGGGACCAAGAGGCUGCUUGGGUCAGAACUUUGCACAUAUGGAGAGCAAUUUGAUUUUAUCCAAGAUGCUAUGGAAAUACGAUCUUGAUAUUGUAAAUAAGAAUCUGGACUGGGAUCACGAGAGCCGUUUGCAUGUGAUGUGGUGGAAGCCUGCAUUGAUGGUUCGAUUCGAGGACAGAAGGCCUACCUAA